AACUUGUUUUCCCUAUUUGUUUGUGAGAUAACCAGAAAUUCGAGCACCUACCCCUUCAUUUAGCACUGUGAGAUAAUCAUGGUAUUUCUCACCAUGUGCUGCAGCAUGAUCGGAGGUAAGUGUGAGAUCUUGAGCGACAUAAAAAGCUCUAGGGAUGGGGAACACAUGAUCUUCCAGAUCUUGGACUGCAAUGCCUAUCAUCCCUCACCGUUGGCUGUGUGAAGUGGAGAAAGGGGAAGGGAAAACUAGAAACAGAUGUGUGUGGAAGGACCACAGACUCAGUCCCGGCACGAAAACCAUUUCCCAGAGAAAAGCAUGCACUCCGAGGCAGCAUUUCCCUUCACUCCUGCUCUGUGCUCCUCACCCUUGCAGGCGUUAUUUUGCCCCCAGUGAACUUAGGAUUCGAGGGGGAAAGCUAGUCGAAUGCAGUAAGCCUGAAUUUGCUCACUCCAGCUGUAGGAACCCGGAAUAGUGGCGGGGGGGGGGGGGGUAUGGCAUUUUUAGGUAGUGGGCAUAGUUUUGCUUCUUGAGUGAAAACUAGACCCAAAUUGAACCCUUAAAAUGAAUAGAAGGCUUUAAGAAUGCGUCUCCUGCCCCUGCUAUGGGCCACUGUCACUUGUCGUUUAAAGCGUCUGAAUAUUGUUGAUAAGACAACGCUUGUGAUACGAUCCGUGCGCCUGCAUCCGGUGAGCUAAGCUUGCUGUCAUUUCCCUUUUCUGAAGCAGUAGUUGCCAGAAUAGAUCUGAGAACCCAAUGAUCCAACUUUUUUAUGGAACUUUUCAAAUGGAAGGGAUUCAUGAAGGUAAGCCGGAAGAACUUGUCAAUGAAACUUUUGUCUGAUUUUUAUUGUAAUAGGGGGAGAAAUCCCUGUGGGCUGAUUUAACCGAAGAGGAACACGGGCUUUCUCGCUGAACUCCACAGAGCCCAAAAGUGCUUGGUUUCCAACUAUAAAUCCAAGCUUCCCCACAUGUGUUCUGUGUGAGGGAUCGUGGCGAGCCCUUUUCCAAAACUGAGACCUUUGGCCAGUAUCCCCUGCAGGUAAAUGGUUAUAAGAACUUGUACGAGUGCUUGGAAGGAGCUAUGGUAGAAAAGGAAACUGAAUCAUCGCCUUCCGGUCAGUCAGUGAAGUACAGACAAGAGCGCUGGUUCACAAAGCUUCCUCCGGUGCUGACCUUUGAACUUUCCCGGUUUGAGUUCAAUCAGUCACUCAAACAGCCAGAGAAGAUCCACAACAAGCUAGAAUUCCCACAGAUCAUUUAUAUGGACAGGUUCAUGUACAGUAAUAAAGAGGUUAUUCAAAUGAAGAGACAGGAGAAGAAGAAACUGAAAGACCAGAUAACUGUUCUACAGCAAAAACUGGAAAGGUAUAUGAAGUAUGGGUCUGAGGCAGGCCGCUUCCCCUUGCUGGACAUGCUUCAGUCCGUGCUGGAAUUUGCAAGCACGGGGCCUUCAUCCGUUGCCCAGGCGAACGUGCUGGCAGAACCCCAGGCCAAGCAUCAGCCUUCAGAGAUGCCCCCAGCGCAGAGCAGCAUAACAGCAGCGCAGACGGAGAGCACCGAAGAUGCAGCCACAGCAGGAGAUCCGCCUCAGCAGGAACGAGGAGAGGAGUGUCUUCGGCCAUCCCGAUCGCCCAUGGAAAUACCAGACUACCCAGCUCCUCGAGUGAUCACGGAGGAUGAGAUGAAUCUUGUCAGAACCUGCCUGCAGCGAUGGAGAGAAGAGGUGGAGCAAGACAUAAGAGAUUUGAAGACCUCCAUCGCGCUGCUUUCCCAGGCUAUUGACCAGGUGUACUCGGACCCUGAGCUCUGUCAGGUCCCUUACCACUUGCACGCCGUCCUGGUCCACGAAGGCCAGGCAAACGCUGGCCAUUACUUGGCCUACAUCUACAACCAGUCCCGACAGUGCUGGCUCAGGUAUAACGACAUCUCGGUGACGGAGUCAUCCUGGGAAGAAGUGGAAAAGGUCUCUUUUGGGGGCAUGAAGAAUGUCAGCGCCUACUGCCUGAUGUACAUAGACAAAAAGCUGCCAUGCUUCACUGCAGACUGUGAGGGUCAGACCCAGAGGGAAGUCCGAGCUCUGCCUGUGGAGCUCCAGCGUUACAUAAGGCACAACAAUUUGAAGCUGGAACAGGAGGUGGCGGAGUGGGAGGAGCAGUCCUGCAAGAUGGCCCAGGUGGAUCAGAUGGCCCCCUCUGUGGACACUCUGUAUCUGUCUUCUGACUCGGGACAAGGACAGUCUAGCCCCUGUGAGUUUGGGAUGAGCUCCCUCUCCUCGGAGCACGCCAGGAUCAGCAAGGACCAGACAGCUGAAGCCAUCGCCAAGACCGUUGACGCGUAUGAAAAGGAUGGUGGGCAGGUAGCCCUGGACAAGUCAGAGGAGGCAGACCCAGUGAAUGUCCUUCCCGAAGGAGGCGGCCCUCCAGCUCAGGCGGAAGAGCGGCAGGAUGGGACGGGCGGGGCGCCCUCCGCCCUGCCCAGCUCGCAGAUUUCGGAGGUGGAGAUCCCCAGUGUGGGGAAGAUCCUAGUUAGAUCGGAUGCUGACGGAUAUAAUGAGGAGGUGAUGCUCACUCCCGCCAUGCAAGGCGUGAUCUUGGCUAUUGCUAAAGCCCGUCAGACCUUUGAUCGGGACGGAUCUGAAGCAGGGCUAGUCAAGGCGUUCCAUGAAGAGUAUUCCCGGCUCUACUCGCUGUCCACAGAGGCCCCAACACCACAAAACGACCCCCGACUUCAGCAUGUCCUGGUCUACUUCUUGCGGAACAAUGCCCCCAAGCAGGUGGUGGAGCGGACCCUUCUGGAGCAGUUUGCGGACAAAAACCUCAGCUUUGAUGAAAGGUCAAUUAGCAUCAUGAAGGUAGCACGAGCCAAAUUGAAAGAGAUUGGUCCUGAUGAGAUGGACAUGGUUGAAUACAAGGAGUGGCACGAAGACUACAGCCUGUUUCGCAAGGUUUCAGUUUACCUGUUAACAGGGUUGGAGCUCUACCAGAAUGAAAAGUUCUGUGAGGCUCUGACUUACCUGAUUUAUGCCUACGAGAGGAACAAGGCCCUGUGGACGAAGGCGCUCAGCAGAGCCGCGGACACAUCCCUGAUUGCCCUCUACAGGCGGAAGUGCCUCCUGAAGCUGAACGAUGCUGCUGCGACUCUGAUCGAAAGCAAAAGCAACGCAGACGAAGGGAUGAGAAUCCUGAAUGAGCUGAUCAUCCCCUGCGUCCAGCUCAUCAUAAGUGACCCCAUGUCCAAGGACGACCUGCAUGCCAUCGAGCUCAUGCGCAACCGCUGGUUUGCUUAUGUGGAAGAAGUAAUGAAUGCUGAAGUGAAGCAGAAGCUGGCUGAGCUGCUGCCCCGCCUGCUAGAUGAUUCUUCGGAAGGAGUUGUUCUGAAAGAGCCGCCCAGGAUCCGCCCCAAUUCGCCCUACGAUCUCUGCAGCAGAUUUGCCGCGGUCAUGGAGUCCAUUCAUGAGGCCUCCACCGUGGCUGUGAAAUAGAGUCCGCCGAGUCGGCUGCACUGAGCCCCGGAGGCCGCUGCCGAGUCCCGCGGAGGCCGCCUUCGGGAGAGAGCCCAAGUCGGAAGACCUCAGGAAUGCUGAGAGGAGCGUGGCACCUUUGGCGUGCGUGCACUCGGGCCGGCACUCCCCGGAAGGCGCCCUGGGUUCUACAGUCGGGCAUCACCGGUAGUGCCGUUCACCUUCACUCCCCGCGAGAGCAGAGCAUAUGGGGGACAUUUCUGUACAACACGAUCAGUUUUAAACUCAGCAUUGGACUUACACUUUGCUGCGGUGCCUCACGUACACGUGGUGUGGCUGGUUAUUGCAUAUGCUCGUCGCAAGCCUUCUGUGCACACCCUGUUAAAUGCGUUUGACACAGACACUGGUCUUCUGAUGCGGCGCGAACGUGGCAGCCUCAUUCAUGCAAGGGAGCGCGCCGGGGCCGUGUGGCUCCCCCACAUGGGUCAGCAUGUAACCCGGGGCCCGUGUCCUGUUCUUUCAACUAGAUCUCGGUGACGUUGGAGGAGAAUCGGUUCAGGGAAGAAGCCAAACUGGAUCAUAGGUAGGCACUUAAGAGCUGCGCACACUUACCUCUGGGGGAAAACCCCUUAAAACUUUUGCCGGGCUAUGAAUUGAGGCUGCCCCAGGUGUCUUCUGGAGGGGAGGGAGCAGCCCGUGCCCUGGUCCCCGGAGUGUCGCUGUGCGCAAGUGGCUGCACAGGCAGCAGCUGCUCCUUCCGCUAGGGGAACAUCAUGGUGCUGCCAGCGUUGGGCGGGGGAAGCGGGGGGCAGAAUUGCAGAGCUCAUUCCAGCACAAGGAAGGAGACGGGAAACAGGAGCCCCGGGGAAGCGGCUUUCUCUCAACUCCCAGCUUUUUCCUCCAAUCCAAAUCACCGAAUUCUAAUUACAGGAGUUUUAUUGGUGGAAAUAAGUGCACCAAAGUCAGGGCAAGUCCAUUUUUAAUAGCGCGAACUGUAACUAAUGAAUUUUUCCUGAAAAUAUUUUUAAGUGGCCUUUGUUUUUAUUGGAACACAGACAAACACAGGAUGUAAAUGGAAAUACAGAUUUGGUAAGGAUUUUUCUGGCUUGAAAGUGCAAUAAAGCAUUUUACUCUA
This is a messenger RNA of Varanus komodoensis (Komodo dragon), 4594 nucleotides long. It is a transcript of the gene USP28, whose product is annotated as ubiquitin specific peptidase 28. NCBI's taxonomy places the organism in Eukaryota, Metazoa, Chordata, Lepidosauria, Squamata, Varanidae. Gene Ontology annotation, molecular function: cysteine-type deubiquitinase activity; cysteine-type endopeptidase activity. The transcript is spliced from 18 exons. Gene Ontology annotation, biological process: DNA damage checkpoint signaling; regulation of protein stability; protein deubiquitination. Bases 1081 to 3480 code for a protein of 799 amino acids. Gene Ontology annotation, cellular component: cytosol; nucleus. The record is from RefSeq and is a predicted model, not a curated record.